CGCCCGCGCGCCAUUUGAGCUUCUCUUCCACCACCCACGCAUACAGCUAUAUGCAGACAGAGAUCGCGUAUACGCGCGCGCGUCGUCGUAAGAUGUACGUCGUAUCGGGAAAAAUGCAGCCUCGAACUUUGGCCGCGCGCUUCUAGUUCCGGAACAUUUUCCCUAGACUGGACCGGCAGACUGGCCUGGUUUUCGCAGCUGCUCCAGCUGGCGGACCAUCCACCGAUAUAUUCGAUACUUAUCACUGGCUGAAUUACGAUGUGAAGCUCUGCCGAGCUUUCGGGCGAUGACGCGCCAUUGACACCUUGUUCGAGGUCAAAAAUGUGACAACAAAAUGUUCCGAUGGUCGACAGUGCUAUCGGGGGUCUUUCUGGCCCUCUCGAUGGCCCUGCCUUUCAGCAAGCUCGUGAUGCUGGCAUCUGGAAAUGGAAAUAACGGAGAUGUCACAGAAGCGGACCAAUGGUUAUCUGAAAUUGGACUCAAACAAUAUCGACCCCUGUUCAAACAAAAAGGUAUUUCGAGCCUGGCGAGUUGCGGCGAGGUCGAGGCGCUGCCGGAGCUGCCGCCCCAGGACGAGGAGCGGCUCCAACGCGCUGCGAGGCUACUCCAACAGCGGCUCGUUCUGCGCCAAUGGCUCGCCGACCACGGGCUCCACAAUCACUACCAGAGAUUGAUGCAGAUGGAGGUUGUGUCGCUGGAGGACGUCUACUGGGUAGAGGACAACGCGGCGAGGGCUGCACUGGGAAAAGACUUGCCCCGAUGGAUCCAGGCGAGACAAACGUUGCCGACUUCGAAGGAGGACCUGGACGUGCUGAAGGCCGACCUCUGGAGCUCCGUCGUCAAGAACAGUCAGCAUCAGGACGCCUGGACUUGGGGCGGGAUGCUGGUGGUGUCGGUGUCGGUGGCGGGCCUCGUCACCCUCGCGGCGAUGACGCAACCGGCUCUCGCGCCCGAGGCCAAACACUCUCUUCUCCAGUACGUCACCGGCAAGUACCUUCUGCCCAGUAACUGCAGGGUCCACUUCGAGUGGGACGAGCCGCAACUCGUUGGCGAGACGAUGACUUUUAACGUUAAGUUUUAUCAGAGAAACGGUCAACCAUAUCCAAUUUGCGACAAGGAUAAUCUAAUCGUCGAGGUGACUGAAGGCACUCGUAGAGUGGCGACUUUUAUAGAAUUAGGCGGCACCGACCCCCUGGCGGCCAACACAGCAGUCGUCAAAUUCACGGUGCGACACGCCGGACAAUACCGAAUCGCCGUGCUCAUUGGAUCUUGUCACGUUCACGGAAGCCCGUUUUUGAAAAAUUUCCUUCCUGGACCCCCGGAUCCGAACAAAACGGUUUUCGUGCGACACAGCUCGACCGUCGUCUGUACGGCCGGAAUCGCUCACUCCAUGACGAUCGAACCGCGAGACGAAUACGACAAUCUCUGCGUUUUCGGAAUCAAUGACAAGCCCGUCGAGGGCUACACUGUAAAUAUAACCCAGAUCGGUAGCUCAGCUGGCGACUCGUCCCAGACGCCGUGUAGCGUACAGUUAGAGUACGACACUCCUAACCAGCGAAUCCGGUUAAAAGUCAGCUUCCCGAAGGGCGGCUGCUACCACGCGACCGUCAGCCUGUCCGGCUUGCAGCUGCACAACGGAGACUUUGAUAUUAUAGUCUUAGAAAGUAAGGACAAUUGCGCAGUCGCUAGAGCUGUUCACAAUAACGUUGCUUCCAAGGACCCCGACAUCUGUUACGCGGCGAAGCUUUUAGGUAUGCAAGGCGAGAAGUUCUCGAAGCCCAAGAAGGUAUUCUGCUUCAUCUCACCGAAACAGCUGACGAUCAAGGAGUACUUGUUGAAAUUCAUCCCGAAGAGAUUAGUUACUUUUAGACUUUGCCCAUCCACCAAAUUUCACUUUGACAGUCCGAACAAUCAACACGAAGGCUACGACUCUUUCACGAUUGACGACGGAUGCCAACCCCCUGUUGAAUUGAUCUCACACUACCGCGAUAUCAUCGCUGCGACUUUCACGCUGUUCCUUCUGAAAAAUAUUGGCGGUAGCGAGACCUUCGCUGACAAGCAGGACUUUUUCUAUCACGAAGUUAGGAAGCAUCACCAAAAGCACUACCACGAAAAACUUUCCAUGAAGGUUCAACGCGACAAGUUGUUGGAAUCGUCGAUGAAGGCCACGAAAGGAUUUUCAGUGAGCGACUGGUGCCGAAACUUCGAGAUAACAUUUCAGGGAGAACAAGGCGUCGAUUGGGGCGGAGUGCGCAGAGAAUGGUUCGAACUUAUCUGCGCUGCUCUCUUCGAUCCCGGUAACGGGCUCUUCGAGUCCUUCGGAGAAUCUCAACAGGCCCUAGUGCAUCCUAACAGUAAACGACCCCCUCAGUUAAAGUUGAAGCAUUUCGAAUUCGCCGGCAGGAUCGUCGGCAAGUGUCUGUACGAAUCUGCAUUGGGAGGUUCCUAUCGGCAGCUUGUGCGAGCCAGGUUCACACGGUCCUUCUUAGCCCAAAUUAUCGGCCUUAGAGUACAUUAUAAAUACUUCGAGCAAGACGAUCCAGACUUGUACUUAAGCAAAGUUAAAUAUAUCCUCGAAAACGACGUCGAGGAGAUGGAAUUGUUCUUUGUCGAGGAAGAGUAUGACAAAGACGGUCAAUUAACAAAACUGGCAGAACUAAUUCCAGGAGGUAGCAAAGUUCGCGUAACAAACGACAUGAAGCUUCGAUAUUUAGAUGCCUUAGCUCAACACAGGCUAGCUAGUUCCAUUCGUAGUGAAGUUGAUCACUUUUUGAGAGGAUUGAACGAGCUCAUUCCGGACAAUCUUCUUGGAAUUUUCGAUGAAAAUGAGCUAGAGUUACUCCUCUGCGGAACGGGAGAAUAUAGCGUCACCGAUCUUCGAGCUCAUCAUAUCGCAAAUGGUAGCUCCCCUGAGUUCCUGAGAGUUCUUGACUGGUUCUGGACAGCUGUAAGCAACUUCACGCAAGAGGAAAUGGCACGACUACUUCAGUUUACCACAGGUUGUUCCCAACUUCCUCCAGGAGGCUUUCAACAACUCAGCCCGCGUUUCCAAAUCACCGCUGCACCCACUUUUGAGAACCUUCCAACGGCACACACAUGCUUCAAUCAACUCUGCUUGCCCGACUACGAGUGCUAUGAUCACUUUGAAAAGGCACUACUCCUGGCUAUCAGCGAAGGGACCGAAGGUUUUGGAAUGAUUUAAAAAAAAAUAUCAAUAAUAUCUUCUAGUCAAAACUACUAGUUCAGAUGUUGCAGACAUCGUCUAUUGAUGGCUGUUUUUCUUCACUCACUAUACACUUGAAUACGAAUUACUGGCCCUAGUCAUCUAGUAGUUCUGAUAGAACAGUCUGCAGAAAUAUAGAUCCUAAUCCUUUUUUAUACGGCAAAUAACAGUAUCUGUUUUUGAUAAAGAUAUAAAGAUUGGAUUCGCAAAGUGUUAUUAGAUUUUAUUUAAAGACUCGAGGGCUGGUAUUUGUAUUAUUAACAAAGUAACAAUCAGUGACUAACGUACUCUUUUGUAAAUAUUUUUUUUAUAUAACAGUUUAAUAUUUUGAAUAAUUUAAUUUAUCGAAUAACGCUUGGAUUUCAAUCGAUUCAUUUACCUGGCGCUAGCGUAUUUUUUCCGGUGAAUUGAUUGAAUGUCGCAUCACAUGGUUGUAAGAUUUUUUCAACAGUAACGCCAGCCCUUUUACGACAAAUAAUGAGAAUCUAACUUUAUUUUUUAUUGACGCGCUUUACAACAUUGUAUUUGUAAAUUUAAAAAACUACCGUAGGUUAGAUAAAAAAAAAAUACUGUUAGAUGUUCAUGAAACUGUGUAUGUAUUAUAUCCUUUUUUAUAUUUAUUACGCUCCUGUCGCUUUAAGAUCGUGGCAAAUGAUAUUAAGAAUUUAAAAGAGAAAAUGUAAGCGCAGAUAAUACGUAAGCAAAGUAGUUGCGUGAUCGAUAAAAGACAAUUUGUAGGCUGCAUACUAUAGAAGAACGUUGUGUACAUUGAACUUAUGCCGUUCGUAAGAUACCACAAAGAUGUACAUUUACGGCGUGAAACGGCGGUAAAAUGAAGUAAAAAAACGAUUGGGCAUAAUCAAAA
Messenger RNA from Nasonia vitripennis (jewel wasp), 4088 nucleotides. Its product is annotated as apoptosis-resistant E3 ubiquitin protein ligase 1. Gene Ontology annotation, molecular function: ubiquitin-protein transferase activity. Bases 335 to 3202 code for a protein of 955 amino acids. The record is from RefSeq and is a predicted model, not a curated record. NCBI's taxonomy places the organism in Eukaryota, Metazoa, Arthropoda, Insecta, Hymenoptera, Pteromalidae. Gene Ontology annotation, biological process: proteasome-mediated ubiquitin-dependent protein catabolic process; protein polyubiquitination; positive regulation of protein catabolic process. The transcript has 15 exons.